This is a messenger RNA of Aspergillus heteromorphus CBS 117.55, 2358 nucleotides long. RefSeq names its product beta-xylosidase XylA (gene xlnD). NCBI's taxonomy places the organism in Eukaryota, Fungi, Ascomycota, Eurotiomycetes, Eurotiales, Aspergillaceae. The coding region runs from base 1 to 2358 and encodes 785 amino acids. Gene Ontology annotation, molecular function: xylan 1,4-beta-xylosidase activity; alpha-L-arabinofuranosidase activity. Gene Ontology annotation, cellular component: plant-type cell wall. Gene Ontology annotation, biological process: xylan catabolic process; arabinan catabolic process. The transcript has a single exon. The record is from RefSeq and is a predicted model, not a curated record.
AUGGCUACUCUCCUGGCUCUUGCAGCUCUGCUGCCCACUGCUCUGUCGCAGGCCAACACCAGCUACGUCGACUACCUCACCGAAGCCAACCCGGACCUGUACCCCCUCUGCCUGGCUACCCUGGACCUGUCUUUCCCUGACUGCCACAAUGGUCCUCUUAGCACGCACCUCAUCUGCAAUUCGUCUGCCUCUCCUUAUGAUCGUGCGGCGUCAUUGAUUUCUCUUUUCACUGUGGACGAACUCAUUGCCAACACGGGAAAUUCAGGACUGGGGGUGCCCCGGUUAGGCCUUCCCAACUAUGAAGUAUGGAGCGAAGCUCUACACGGCCUCGACCGGGCCAACUUCACAGACGAUGGUGCCUACAGCUGGGCCACCUCAUUUCCGAUGCCCAUUCUUACCACUGCCUCGCUCAACCGCACGCUGAUCCACCAGAUCGCGUCCAUCAUCUCCACCCAGGGCCGCGCCUUUAACAACGCCGGCCGCUACGGCCUCGACGUCUACGCCCCCAACAUUAACGCCUAUCGCCACCCCGUCUGGGGUCGAGGCCAGGAGACCCCUGGUGAGGACGUUACCAUCGCCUCGAUCUACGCUUACGAGUACAUCACCGGCAUCCAGGGCGACGAUCCGGUGCACCUCAAGCUGGCAGCCACGGCAAAGCAUUUUGCGGGCUAUGAUCUGGAGAACUGGCAUAACCACUCGCGUCUGGGCAACGACCUGAACAUCACCCAACAGGACUUAUCCGAAUACUUCACCCCCCAGUUCCACGUCGCCACCCGCGACGCUCACGUCCACAGCGUGAUGUGCUCCUACAACGCCGUCAACGGGGUGCCCUCCUGCGCCAGCUCCUUCUUCCUUCAGUCCCUCCUGCGCGACACCUUCUCCUUCGUCUCGGACGGCUAUGUGUCAAGUGACUGCGACUCCGUCUACAACGUCUUCAACCCGCAUGGCUACGCGGCCAACGAAUCCCAAGCCGCUGCGGACUCGCUUCUCGCAGGCACGGACAUCGACUGCGGCACCACAUACCAGUGGACAUUUAACGAAUCCCUCGCCUCCGGGGAAGUUUCCCGGGACGACAUCGAACGCGGAGUCAUCCGACUCUACUCGACCCUCGUUCGUCUGGGCUACUUUGACACGAGUGCCAACACCUCCGCCUACCGAUCCCUCACCUGGAAUGAUGUCCAGAAAACAGACGCUUGGAACGUCUCCUACGAAGCCGCCAUCCAAGGCAUCGUACUGCUGAAGAACAAUGGCGCCCUCCCCCUCACCUCCUCUCCAACCAACACCACCAUCGCCCUAAUCGGCCCGUGGGCCAACGCCACCACCCAACUCCAAGGCAACUACUACGGCACGCCCCCAUACCUCAUCAGCCCCCUCUCCGCCUUCGAGGCUGCCGGAUACACAGUCAACUACGCCCUGGGCACGGAAAUCUCCUCAAAAUCCACCGCCAACUUCUCCGCCGCUCUCGCGGCUGCCCAAUCCGCCGACGUGACCAUCUUCGCCGGCGGCAUCGACAACACCAUCGAAGCCGAAGCCCUAGACCGCGAAUCCAUCGCCUGGCCCGGCAACCAACUCAGCCUGAUCCAACAACUCGCCGACCAAAGCUACGGCAAACCUCUCAUCGUCCUACAAAUGGGCGGCGGACAAGUCGAUUCCUCCUCGUUGAAAAGUAACCCUAACGUCAGCGCCCUGAUCUGGGGCGGCUACCCAGGACAAUCAGGCGGCUAUGCCCUGCGGGAUGUCAUCACGGGGAAACACGCCCCCGCUGGCCGUCUCGUCACGACACAGUACCCCGCGUCCUAUGCGGACGCUUUCCCCGCCACAGAUAUGAACCUUCGUCCGGAUGGUGAUAACCCAGGACAGACAUAUAAAUGGUAUACCGGGACACCGGUGUACGAAUUCGGUCAUGGAUUAUUCUACACCACCUUCUCAGCCUCCACUAACGAGACAACCGGGGGCACGUAUAAUAUCCAGGAGAUCCUGUCCCAGCCACACUCGGGCCUGAAUUCCGUGGCGCAGAGCAUUUUUUUGAAUUUCACGGCUACAGUCACGAAUACAGGCGAUACCGCGUCCGGGUACACUGGUAUCGUUUUCGCGAAUACCACGGCCGGGCCGGCGCCGUAUCCGAAUAAGUGGGUGGUGGGGUUUGAUCGGUUGGGGGUUAUGAAGGGGGGUGAGACGCAGGUGUUUACUGUGCCGGUGACGGUGGAGAGCAUUGCUAGGGUAAGUGAGGCGGGGGAUUGGGUGGUUUAUCCCGGGAGGUAUGAGUUGGCGUUGAACAAUGAGCGCAGUGUUGUGGGGGAGUUUGAGUUGGUGGGUGAGGAGGCGGUGCUGGUGAAGUGGCCUAGUGAGUCGGGGUAG